Epithele typhae is the source of this 1167-nucleotide messenger RNA. RefSeq lists its product as uncharacterized. The record is from RefSeq and is a predicted model, not a curated record. The coding region runs from base 1 to 1167 and encodes 388 amino acids. Lineage: Eukaryota; Fungi; Basidiomycota; Agaricomycetes; Polyporales; Epitheliaceae. The transcript is spliced from 7 exons.
AUGGACGCGGCUGUUGCUGCAGUCUUGUCCAUGGAAGACUGCCGCUCUUCAACGCGGCAGAGGCGCGUCUUCAACGCGUGCGGAAAGCCACUCGGCACCGAACUCAUCAACCCCUCCUACUACUUCACCGAGAACCGCCGGUGCGAGCACCAGCGCAGACUGGGGCUUCCCAAGGGGCUCCUUCCCCACGUUGAGACGCACGAGUUCGCGUGCAUCACCGACCUGCCACUCGAGGAGAACAUGAACAAGCUCGUCCCGGACGCGCUUUUGCCGAACCUGAAGGGCACGGUUGGCAUGUCCGCGCUCGACGUGCACGGAUGCAUCGCGACGGUGACAUCAACGGGUGGGUGGACGAACAAGCUCGUCAGGCAUCAACAACCAGACGAGCAUCGACCUCGAGCGGCGGCAGAUCUCACUGAGGCCGCAGCCGCAAAGCUUCACCAGCGCAAAAGUUGCAAGGUUCUCACACGCGACAUGCCCGUCCCCUCCUACCGCACGGACAACCUCCAUGUCACCCCAGUCGACCCCGCCUUCCUCCCUCCGCUCUACGAACCUGUGUCAGCGGACAAGAUCGACGUGACGGUCGCGAUGGGCAGCAUCAGCGCGCUGUCUAUGUUCUCCUCCACCGAGCUCGCGCACAUGAUCACUGUCGGCGGGCUCUCGCACCUGAACCAGUUCCCAGCGUUCUUCGCUGUGUACGUCUGCGCCACGCACCGCGGUGACAUGAAGGUGCUCGCCCUCCUCAAGACACUCGACAAGAUCCUGUACUCAGGCCAACCGAUGCCGCUCGAGGACGAGGGCUGGGCAUACGUGCAGGACCUCACACUCCGGAACCUGUUUGGGAGCACCAAGUGCGGCGCGAUGUUGCUCUCCGUGCGCAGCAACAGGCGCCCGACUCCCGUGCUCCACCUGAUCGCGGGCACGCACUACUCCCCGACGCCACCUCCUCCUUUUUCGUCAUGCUCGCGCCCACGCGUUGCCCUUCCUCUCCGACGCCGCCUCCUUCCUCUUUGCUACGCUCACGCCCACCGUGACCCCCUGGGCAGGCGCACACAUGCCCGUCUCUGUCUCCUCAAACCCAUUCGAUGCCGUGUGCUCUCCCCUUGGCACAUCCCUGACCACCCAUGGCCCGUCGACCUCCCCUGCGACAUCGCUCCUCAAGCUUGA